CAGUAGUCCCUCCUACCGUGAUAACUAGCUGAUCACAAUCUCCAAAGUAGUGGAUGAAAACGGGUUGCUCGUGCUCUCUGGAAUUUGCUCAUUUGAGUUGUUUUACAAUAUUACGGAACUAUAUACAGAAGCCCGCACUCUUCGGUCAUCCCGUAGCUUCUGUUUAGGUGAUGACGAUGUUGAGCUGCUCACGUUCAUGAAGCUUUGCCAUAACAUUACAUUUUCCCCGUUUUGUAUUUGGUAUUCAAGGGACUACAGCGUCCAACAUGUUUAAAGAAUCCAUUGUAGUUCUCGCAAGCAUCCUAGAGCGUGCCGUUUUCUGGCCCGAAAAAGAAGCCGUGGUAAGCUGUCUCACCAGAUAUUUCUGGCAAUACAAAGAAACCAGGAUGAUACUGGACUGUACAGAAAUUGAAAUUGAGAGGCCCAAAGACCUCGUGUCAAGGUUGCUGACGUACAGUCAUUACAAAGAGACGUACACGGCCAAGGUCUUGGUGAGCGAAACGCUGGCAGGCUUAAUUAGUUAUGAUAGCCCAGCGUAUGGCGGAAAAGCAUCCGACACAUUCAUAACAAAGGAGUCGCAGAUACUUGACAAAUGCACUCCACACACUGACAGUGUGUGGAGUGCAUCCUUUGUCAUGGUUGACAAAGCAUUUCUUAUCAGUGAGCUGUGCCGGGAAAAAAAUGUAAAAGUGAUAAGGCCUCCAUUCCUAAUGGAGAAGCAGCUCACUGCAGAGGAAGCCAGGACUAAUCAGUUGAUAGCCAGUGCUCGAGUACACGUAGAAAGGGCAAUUCAAAGAAUGAAGCUCUUCCGAAUUCUACGACAUCGGUUUGAUCUAAAUCUUCUUCCGUAUGUUGACGAGAUCUUCACUGUGAUCACUGGCAUAGUGAACCUAUAG
This is a messenger RNA of Ixodes scapularis (black-legged tick), 896 nucleotides long. RefSeq lists its product as uncharacterized. Lineage: Eukaryota; Metazoa; Arthropoda; Arachnida; Ixodida; Ixodidae. Bases 267 to 896 code for a protein of 209 amino acids. The record is from RefSeq and is a predicted model, not a curated record. The transcript has a single exon.